CAGAGCAGGCAGCAGAGACCAUGUGGCCCCCCUCAGCUCGUCCCCACAGAGAAUGCAUCCCCUGGCAGGGCCUCCUGCUCACAGCCUCACUUUUAACCUUCUGGAACGCGCCUACCACUGCCAGGCUCUUUAUUGUAUCAGUGCCCUUUGAAGCUGCUGAAGGGGAGAAUGUUCAUCUCUCUGUGGUUUAUCUGCCCAAGAAUUUUUACAGCUAUGGCUGGUACAAAGGGAAAACGGUGGAGCCCAAGCAGCUAAUCGCAGCAUAUGUAAUAGACACUCACGUUAGGACUCCAGGGCCUGCAUACAGUGGUCGAGAGACAAUAUCACUCAGUGGAGAUCUGCAUUUCCAGAACAUCACCCUGGAGGACACGGGAUACUACACCCUACAAGUCACAUACAGAAAUUCUCAGAUUGACCAGGCAUCUCACCAUCUCCGUGUAUACGAGUCAGUGGCUCAGCCCUCCAUCCAAGCCAGCAGCACCGCAGUCACAGAGAAGGGCUCCGUGGUCCUGACCUGCCUCACAAAUAAUGCUGGAACCUCUUUUCAGUGGAUUUUCAAUAACCAGAGUCUGCAGGUCACGAAGAGGAUGAAGCUGUCCUGGUUUAACCAUGUGCUCACCAUAGGCCCCAUCAGGCAGGAGGAUUCCGGGGAGUAUCAGUGUGAGGUCUCCAACCCAGUCAGCUCCAACAGGAGUGACCGCCUCAAGCUGACUGUAAAAUGUGAGUGA
Messenger RNA from Nomascus leucogenys (northern white-cheeked gibbon), 728 nucleotides. It is a transcript of the gene CEACAM21, whose product is annotated as CEA cell adhesion molecule 21. Gene Ontology annotation, molecular function: protein tyrosine kinase binding. Gene Ontology annotation, cellular component: plasma membrane; cell surface. Gene Ontology annotation, biological process: signal transduction; regulation of immune system process. Lineage: Eukaryota; Metazoa; Chordata; Mammalia; Primates; Hylobatidae. The record is from RefSeq and is a predicted model, not a curated record.